Molecule: messenger RNA, 5485 nt
Organism: Microtus ochrogaster (prairie vole)
Lineage: Eukaryota; Metazoa; Chordata; Mammalia; Rodentia; Cricetidae
Gene: Dgkd
Product: diacylglycerol kinase delta
Exons: 29
Coding region: 2-3565 (1187 amino acids)
Biological process (GO): phospholipase C-activating G protein-coupled receptor signaling pathway
Cellular component (GO): plasma membrane
Molecular function (GO): ATP-dependent diacylglycerol kinase activity; protein homodimerization activity; protein heterodimerization activity
Source: RefSeq, a predicted model, not a curated record
CAUGGCGGCGGCGGCGGGCGCCCCUCCGCCGGGUCCGCCUCAGCCUCCUCCGCCGCCGCCGCCUGAGGAGUCGUCCGACAGCGAACCCGAGGCUGAGCCCGGAUCCCCACAGAAGCUUAUCCGUAAGGUGUCCACAUCGGGCCAGAUCCGGCAGAAGACCAUCCUUAAAGAGGGCAUGCUGACCAAACAGAACAACUCGUUCCAACGAUCCAAAAGGAGGUACUUUAAGCUUCGAGGACGAACACUGUACUAUGCUAAAACUGCAAAGUCGAUCAUAUUUGAUGAGGUAGACCUGACUGAUGCCAGCGUGGCAGAAUCCAGCACCAAAAAUGUCAACAACAGUUUCACGGUCAUCACUCCCUGUAGGAAGCUCAUCUUGUGUGCUGACAAUAGGAAAGAAAUGGAAGAUUGGAUUGCAGCACUCAAGACUGUCCAGAACAGGGAGCAUUUUGAGCCUACCCAAUACAGUAUGGAUCAUUUCUCAGGGAUGCACAACUGGUAUGCCUGUUCCCAUGCACGGCCAACCUAUUGCAAUGUGUGUCGUGAAGUUUUGUCUGGAGUCACAUCCCAUGGGCUGUCCUGUGAAGUGUGCAAAUUUAAGGCUCACAAACGGUGUGCUGUACGUGCAACCAGUAACUGCAAGUGGACCACAUUGGCCUCGAUCGGGAAGGACAUCAUUGAGGAUGAGGAUGGGAUUGCCAUGCCCCACCAGUGGCUGGAAGGAAACCUGCCUGUGAGUGCCAAGUGCAUUGUGUGUGACAAGACUUGUGGAAGUGUGUUGCGCCUUCAGGACUGGCGCUGUCUUUGGUGCAAGGCCAUGGUUCAUACAUCAUGCAAAGAGUCCUUGGUGACGAAGUGUCCACUUGGCCUGUGUAAGGUGUCUGUCAUCCCUCCCACAGCACUCAACAGUAUUGACUCUGAUGGGUUCUGGAAGGCCACCUGUCCCCCAUCUUGCACAAGCCCCCUACUGGUCUUCGUCAACUCCAAAAGUGGAGACAACCAAGGUGUGAAGUUCCUCAGAAGAUUCAAGCAGUUGCUGAACCCUGCCCAGGUUUUUGACCUCAUGAAUGGAGGACCACACCUUGGCUUACGGUUAUUUCAGAAGUUUGACACCUUCCGGAUUCUGGUUUGUGGCGGGGAUGGCAGCGUUGGCUGGGUUCUCUCUGAAAUCGACAGUCUCAACCUUCACAAACAGUGUCAGCUAGGUGUGCUGCCCCUGGGGACAGGGAAUGACCUGGCCCGUGUUCUCGGCUGGGGCUCUGCCUGUGAUGAUGACACCCAGCUCCCUCAGAUCCUGGCGAAGCUGGAGAGGGCCAGCACUAAGAUGCUGGACAGGUGGAGUGUCAUGGCAUAUGAGACCAAGCUUCCUCGGCAGGCCUCCUCCUCCACAGUCACUGAGGACUUCAGCGAGGACUCAGAGGUGCAACAAAUUCUCUUCUAUGAAGACUCGGUUGCAGCUCAUCUUUCUAAAAUCUUGACUUCAGACCAGCAUUCAGUGGUGAUCUCAUCAGCCAAAGUGCUUUGUGAGACUGUGAAGGACUUUGUAGCUCGGGUGGGCAAGGCCUAUGAGAAGACAACAGAGAGCUCACAGGAGUCGGAGGUCAUGGCCAAGAAGUGUUCUGUCUUGAAAGAGAAGCUGGACUCUCUCCUCAAGACCCUGGAUGAUGAGUCUCAGGCUUCAUCCUCUCUGUCUAACCCACCUCCAACCAUUGCUGAGGAAGCUGAAGAUGGGGAUGGAUCAAGCAACGUCUGUAGCUCUGCUGGGGACCGGCUGGUGGGCUCUGCAUGCCCCUCACGGCCACAGAUCUUCCGGCCUCGGGAGCAGCUAAUGCUGAGAGCAAACAGCCUGAAGAAAGCAAUUCGCCAGAUCAUAGAGCACACAGAAAAAGCGGUGGAUGAGCAGAAUGCCCAAACCCAGGAGCAGCAGGGUUUUGUCCUGGGCCUCUCUGAAUCUGAGAAGAAGGACCUGAAAACUGAUAAUAGGGUGUGCCCAUCAUCUGCCCAUAGUGAGAGCUGUGUGGUUGCCAAGGGGAGGAGCUACCGCAAAGCAUCCAGAGCGCCUUGUGAAAAGCUAAUGAGCAAAGGUCUGUCUGUUGGCAGCUCUGCCUCACUCCCUCCCCAGACAGGAAGUCGGGAUGGCCUUCCUGCUCUGAAUGCCAAGAUCCUAUAUCCAAGUGUUCGGGCAGGGAUGUCUGGCUCCUUGCCAGGGGGCUCAGUCAUCAGUCGCUUGCUAAUUAAUGCUGAUCCCUUUAAUGCUGAACCUGAAAACCUAGAGUACUACACAGAGAAGUGUGUCAUGAACAACUAUUUUGGCAUUGGUUUGGAUGCGAAGAUAUCUCUGGACUUCAACAACAAGCGUGAUGAGCACCCAGAGAAAUGCAGGAGUCGGACCAAGAACAUGAUGUGGUAUGGUGUCCUCGGCACCAAAGAACUGCUACACAGAACCUACAGGAACCUGGAGCAAAAGGUCCUGCUUGAGUGUGAUGGGCGCCCGAUUCCUCUCCCAAGUCUUCAGGGAAUUGCCGUCCUCAACAUUCCCAGCUAUGCCGGAGGAACCAACUUCUGGGGGGGCACCAAGGAAGAUGAUACUUUUGCAGCUCCAUCAUUUGAUGAUAAGAUUCUGGAGGUGGUUGCUGUGUUCGGCAGCAUGCAAAUGGCUGUGUCUCGUGUAAUUAAGCUACAGCAUCAUCGGAUUGCCCAGUGUCGCACAGUGAAGAUCUCCAUCCUGGGGGACGAGGGCGUGCCUGUGCAGGUGGAUGGAGAAGCCUGGAUCCAGCCACCUGGGUAUAUUCGGAUUGUGCACAAGAACAGGGCACAGACUCUGACCAGAGACAGGGCCUUUGAGAACACUCUGAAGUCUUGGGAGGACAAACAGAAGUGUGAGCUGCCCCGCCCACCAUCCUUUUCCUUGCACCCCGAGAUCCUGUCUGAGGAGGAAGCUACCCAGAUGGACCAGUUUGGGCAGGCAGCAGGGGGCCUCAUUCACAGCAUUCGGGAAAUAGCACAGUCCCACAGAGACAUGGAGCAGGAACUCGCACAUGCUGUCAACGCCAGCUCCAAAGCCAUGGAGCGAGUAUAUGGCAAGCCCAGGACCACAGAGGGGUUGAACUGCAGCUUUGUUCUAGAAAUGGUGAAUAACAUCAGAGUGCUACGCAGUGAGACAGAGCUGCUGCUGGCUGGGAAGAUGGCCCUGCAGUUGGAUCCCCCUCAGAAGGAACGGCUUGGGGCUGCCCUAGUUGAGAUAGACCAGCAGCUCAGGAAGCUGACAGACACACCCUGGCUCUGCCAGCCCAUGGAGCCUGGUGAGGAAGAGAAUGUGAUGCUGGAUCUUUCUAAACGCAGCCGCAGUGGUAAAUUCCGCCUCGUGACCAAGUUUAAAAAGGAGAAAAAUAAUAAGAACAAAGAAGUUCACAGUAGCCUAGGAGCCCCUGGACCUCGGCGUGACCAAAGUGGGCCACAUGAAGAGGAUCCUUUGUGGGAUCAAGGAGCUGAGCCGGAGCUCCCCUGCCGCCGAGGUCUAGCCUCUGCAUUCUCUGCCUGCAUCCUCCACUCCUCCCGAGACUGAGGCCCAGGGAGGAUACUGCCACCACUCAGCCCCUGGCCUUUCUCAUGGUGCUAUUCCCUUUGUUAGUGACAGGAAGUCUGAUGCCUGUUGGCUACAGCUUUGGAGUCUUGAACAUACCAACAUAGCUACCUUUGAGAAUACUUUUCUUAGUUGCAGUCAUUCGGGGAAGACUGUGUUAAUCCACUUGUGGCUCUUGCUGACCUGCCUUGUGGGCCACAGGGAAUAUGGUGAAGCCUGACCUUCCAGCAUCUGGCACCUCUGCAGAACCUUCUUACCUGGGCCACAUGCUCAGAUUGUCCUGUGUACUCCUUUCCAGUGUCCUUUAUUGGUUACACUAGGCAGUACCAUCUCCACCUCUACUAGGUCUCAGAAGCAGAGUUGGGUCCAGCCUCAGUGGUCCUCACCAGAAUGUUCUCUGUGCCUGACAGCCACUCUGUGGUUCUUCACAGCAGCCCCGCAAAGGCCACCCACUGCUUCUGUCCCUUUUGUUCACAAAUUUUAAUUUUUAAAAACAGAGGUUAUGUACUUUCCUGAUUUGAAAGUGACAGGGAUAUGUUUCCAGGCCUAUAAUCUGUGAAGGAGGAAAGGAAAGCCCUCCUGCUUAGUCCAGGCCUCAGGCUAUGAGCAUGUGGACAGUCCCUGUAUCUGCUUAGGAUGCUAGAGGUGUCUGCAGUCCAGUCUCGGCAGACAAGGAUGAGUUUACACUAGCUCAGCAUUAUGGUGGAGACCAAGCUUCCUAGUGCUGGAAACAACGUAUGCCAUGGGAGAAUGAAUAGUUGUUAGGGGCAGUCUGGGGUCCACCUCAGGUGGCCUAGAGUCUCAGGCUCUGUAGUGACUUCUCAUGUGUCUGUGAGGACUCUAACCAUAGCUCACAUUGCUGCUGCCCUGCCAUUAUCUUGCUGGGCAGAAUUGGCUCUGAAACAGCAGGUGGUACUGUUGGUGGCAAAAGCUCCACAAGACCCAGACUAUACUCUCAACGGGUAGUUCCUAGGUGGGGAUGCCCUUGGCCUUCAUUGCCACUGACUUAACCCUUUUCCCCACCUUCAGAGAUGGCAAUCCUCAACAGGGACUUGUAUACCAGCUGGAAAGGACUUUAGCUCAGCCUUGGCAGGAGGGCUGCUGGGUUGUUGUCCUCAGCCAGAGACGAACUCUGCCAGUGCUCUUCCAUCCGACAUGAGAAGAAAGUGCUGAGUUGGACUCUGGGUGGGGGCUGCCAAGGAGGCAGGGUUGAAGUGCUGCUUGUUCUGCAGAUGCCUUGGUCAUCUUCCCUUCAUUGAGGGACAGCCGAGAGCCCUGGCCAGUAGAGUGGAGAAUGGAGAGCCUACAGUGCAAUUCCUGCUGCACUGUGCCCUAGGCCUAGAGUUCCACCAAAGCAACUGCCAGUUAUCUGUGGGAUCCGUUACAAAAAUCUCUGGUCUGCCUGUGGACCUUGGUGCCUCCAUGAAAGCAGCCCUGAAUGAAAACAGUGUCACCUUUCAAUCUGGAAUGUGAAGGUAUGGAUCAUCUGACCUUCGAGAAGUCAUAGAGCCUGUGACAGAUCAACUGAAACUUAGGUUGGUGGAGGAGGAAAAGCAACUGAGGGCAACACUCAAGUCUUCAGUGGCCUCUUGAGAAAGCAUUGCAUUUGGGUAAGAGGUGCUGGGAAUCAGUUGUCAGUGACCAAAGCAGCAGUGUUAUAUAGUCAACAAGAAGUGAGAGGUCCAGUCUGUUUAGAGAGGGAGAGAAGGAAAGAUCCCUGGGGAAUUGGAGAAAAGGUUUUGUGUCUGUAGGUGGGGCUAACCUUCAUAUUUAUAAUCUUAAUUUAUAGUGAUCACCUGGAGCAGAUGCCUCUUGUAUUGUUAUGUACAUAGUCCGCAUCAAAGAGUUGUAAAUAAGUUCUUCUGUGUAUAAUAAAAACAAGCCUGUUUUUGAUCUUCCACA